UCCUGACGAUUACUAUAUAUGUUAUUUGCUUCCAUAAAGGUCCACUUUCUACAUCUUCAUCAGCGGGAACGACAGCCCAAACUUUACUUCCAGUCACUCCAAGGCCAGUAAUGGUUGUCAUUGUUGGAGUCGAAUUGGGUGCAACAGUGAGCUUAUCGAAUCGAGCUUUCAUACCUGCCUACAACAAUGACUUAUCACCUCAAUACCAAGAGCUUUCUCUCAACUUCACAAACACGAUGGAUGCGGUGUUUUACAACAGCGAUCUGAGGGAAAUUUACAACGGUUCAACUGUCAAUGGAUUCAGUCCUGGGAGUGUCAUUGUUAACUUUACCAUCAACCUAAUACAAGCACCGACAGCGCCGACACGGGACCCGUCAUUGACCGGUUCGACAGCACAACCACCAGGCGAUGGGGGCAUCGAUGACCAGAUCAGUGCAGUUAGAGGGCAAGUUGAAGUGUCCAUCAAGGAAGUCAUUCAGCUUGCCGAAAACAAUGGAGAACUCACAACUCUUGGUGUCGAUUCGACCACGCUUGCCGUUACGGAAGUAUCUGUAGAUGUGGAAACUCAAACUGUCUCCGAAGCUCCUACAACAACGGUUACUCCUUCUACCCCAUCUCCAGAUCAAGAACCGCCUGUCAUUGAGUGUCCUGAUGAUGUCACAGCAGAGACAGAUCCUGGGGCUGCUUAUGGAUUUGUAUCAUGGACCAAUCCAACAGCAACAGACAAUUCAGGAGAUGUUACUGUGGAAGUGGACUUUGUCCCUGGUCAGUUACCCAUUGGAAGCCGCAACAUCACAGCCACUGCCAUGGAUUCCUCAGGAAAUUCUGCACAGUGUGUAUUUGUUGCAACAGUUGUCGAUGUUGAGGCACCUGUCGCCAUCUGCCCUGAUAACAUCACGAGAAGCACAGAUUUAGGUCAGGCAUAUGCCACUGUAUCUUGGAGCAGUCCCCGUGGCACAGACAACUCGGGAACCAUAUCUGGUAUCACCACAGAUCUGGAUGAAGGGCAGUUUGAGAUUGGCAGUCAUGAAAUCACUGUGACAGUAGUUGAUCCUGCUGGUCUGGAAGGACAGUGCACCUUUGAUAUUGUUGUGCAAGAUAAUGAGGCACCAGCAGUAGAAUGUCCUGCCACAAUUGAAAUUGGCACAGAUGCUGGCAGUCCGUCAUCUAUUGUCACAUGGAAAGUCUCAGCUGAAGAUAAUUCUGGUUCAGUACCUAGUAUUUCAUCAUCACCAUCUUCUGGGGAUGUCUUUACAAUUGGUACCCACACUGUCACUGUCACAGCUCUUGAUGAAAGUGGUAACAUGGGACAGUGUUCAUUUAGUAUUGUAGUAUUAGAUACUGAACUACCUGUCAUCAACUGCCCGGCAAACAUAAUUCAACCAACAGACCCAGGAAGCUCAUCUGCUUCUGUCACAUGGCAAGUCACAAGUACAGAUAAUUCAGGGGAAACCCCUACCACUACAUUAUCAGCUGGUCCAGGCUUGUUUUCUGUGGGUUCUGUUGUAAUUAUUGCCAUGGCAACAGAUUCUUCAGGAAACACUGCCUCGUGUAACUUCACUGUCCAGAUAAUUGAUGAGGAAGCUCCAACGAUCUCAUGCCCAGACAACAUAACAGUUACAACUGAUAUGGGUGCAUCUUCAGCUAUCGUUACUUGGGUAGGACCAUUCGCAUCAGACAACUCUGGCCAAACAACUGUGCAGACAGAUGGCUCUCCAGGCCUCUUACCUAUUGGGAUCAAGAUGGUCACUAGUACAGCAGUGGAUGGGGCUGGAAAUGAGGCUCACUGUAGUUUCUGGGUGAAUGUUCAAGAUUUGGAGAAUCCAAUAGUGUCCUGCCCAUUAGACAUUACAGCUGAACUGGCAGCAAAUCCUGUUUUAUGGGAUGCCACAGCUACUGAUAACUCAGAGGAAAUUGCUAAUCUCAGCAGUAGUCCCUUACCUGCAGAUCUAAUCCUUGGGGAAAACAUAGUGACAGUGAUAGCAGUGGACCCCUCUGGCAACAAAGCAGAGUGCACUUUUACUGUCACUUUAACUGAUACCACUGCACCCAGUAUCACCUGUCCGGCUGAUGUCUCUGCCACUGUGGCUACUGAUGAAUCAAGUGUGACCCUUACCUGGGAUGAACCUUCAGCUACAGACCUCUCUGGUGAUGUGACAGUCACAGUUUCGCAUUCUCCGGGAGUUUAUACUAUCGGUCAAAUCACUGUGACAGCCAAUGCAACAGAUUCUUCUGGGAACCAAGCAAAUUGUGUCUUUUUGUUGACAAUUCAAGAUUUGCAACAUCCCAUGAUCAGGAAUUGCCCAGCUUCUAUAUCGGUAAACACUGAUAGUGGACUAGCCACUGCAGUGGUUAUUUGGACACCACCAUCAGCAUCAGAUAAUUCUGGCUCUGUUUCUCUGACCUCCAACCACUACCCUGGGGAUACCUUUCCUAUCGGAAGCACUCGUGUGACUUACACAGCAACUGAUAGUUCAGGGAAUUUCGUCAUGACUUGUACGUUUGACAUUGCAGUGAAUGAUAAUGAAAGACCUGUAAUAUCUGGAUGUCCAAGCUCAAUCUCAGUGAAUACAGACAGUGGUGUUGCGUCAUGGGCUGCAAAUUGGACAGAACCUACAGCUACCGACAACUCUGGCAUACAGACAUUAAUAUCAGAUUAUUAUCCUGGCUAUCCCAUGCCUAUUGGCUCUACUACAGUAACAUACACAUCAACAGAUGUCACAGGAUACAGUGCAACUUGCAUGUUUGUAGUGACAGUCAUUGAUAAUGAAAGACCAAUUAUUUCAGGAUGUCCAAGCUCUAUUACGUUGAAUGCAGAUAAUGACAAGUCUACAGCAACCGUUAUGUGGACAGAACCUACUGCUUCUGAUAAUGCUGGAUUUCAGACUUUGACAUCAGAUUAUAGUUCAGGAAGUUCUUUCCCUGGUGGAACUACCAAUGUAACUUACAUAUCUACUGAUGAUGCUGGAAAUACCCAGAUUUGCAGUUUUGAUGUUACUGUGAUUGGUAAUGCAUCAGUUACAGUUUCAGGAUCAUUAGCCAUUGCUGGUACAUUCACUGCUGAAUUGACAGAUUCAAGUUCUGAACUCUUCCAGAGUACAGCUGCUGACCUUGUUAGUGGGUUUGAUGUCAUUUUUGAGCCACUAGGAUCACAGUACUUAGGAAGUACUGUCAAUGGUUUUAGCAAUGGAAGCAUUCUUGCAAACUUCACAGUCAACCUAGGUAGUUUGAUAGAGAGUAAUGAUACUGAUCCUGUUAAGUCUACCGCUGGAUUAAUAAGUAAUUCAAUCAACAAGGGAAUUGAGGGUGGUUCAUUUGGAGAUUUGCCUGUUGUUUCUGGAUCUUCUUCUAUCCCAGCAGACACUGAGCCUCCAAUUAUCCGUAACUGUCCCGACCCGCUUCCUUAUUCAACUGAUUUGGGCCAAUAUUCUGGUACUGCUAUCUGGACAGUACCUAUGGCUACUGAUAACUUUGGGAUCAUUGACUCUAUAGUUUCAAAUUACAAGCCAGGAGAUUCAUUCCCUGUUGGUAGUACCUUGGUAACCUACACCUUUACAGAUGCCUCAAGAAAUAAUGCUUCCUGUAUUUUCAAUGUCACAGUGAAAGAUACCGAGGCUCCUGUUGUUAGUAAUUGCCCAAGUUCGCUCACCUUCCAAGCUGACAAUGGGCAGUCAAUGGGAACUGCUAUAUGGUUAUUGCCUACAGCAUCAGAUAACUCUGGUUUGAAUGUUACAAUGACAUCAGAUUAUGAUUCAGAAGAUUCCUUCCCUAUUGGCAGUACAACAGUGACCAUAUCAUUUGAAGAUAGUUCAGGAAACACUGCUUAUUGUAGUUUCAAUAUAACAGUUAUUGGUAAUGCAUCAUUUACUGUUGAUGGAUCAUUGACGAUUGCUGGUAUGUUCUCAUCUGACCUGAAUGACCCUACUACGGUACUCUACCAGAACACAGCUGGUGGUCUUGUUAAAGGAUUCAAUGCUAUAUUUGAGCCCCUAGGAUCCCAGUAUUUAGGGGUAAUUGUGACAGGAUUCAUGAAUGGAAGCAUUGAUGCAGGAUUUUCAGUAAUCCUGGAUAGUUUGAUAGAGCAUAAUGGCAGCAAUCCUUUGGUUGCCACAAGAGAAUCAAUCAAGAAUUCUAUCAAUAAUGGAAUAGGAAAUGGGGCAUUUGGAGAUUUGCCAGUUGUUCCAGGAUCUUUAUCUGUUUAUCAAGAUGAGGAAAAUCCAGUAAUCAGUGAAUGUCCAAGUGAUCAAGAUGUCAACACAGACAGUGGUAAUGCUACAGCUUUAGUAACCUGGACACCACCUACAGCAGCAGAUAAUUCUGGUACUCAGACACUGACAUCUACUGCCAAUCCUGGAGAUUACAUGUACUUCCCUAUUGGAAAUACCACUGUGAAGUAUACAUCAACAGAUGCAUCAGGAAAUACAGAUGUAUGCACUUUCUAUGUCACUGUCAUAGAUUCUGAGAAUCCUGUCAUCAGUGGAUGUCCAAGUAAUCAAGAUGUCAACACAGAUAAUGGUAAUGCUACAGCUUCAGUAACCUGGACACCACUUUCAGCAACAGAUAAUUCUGGUAACCAGACACUGACGUCCACUGCUAAUACAGGAGAUUACUUCCCUAUUGGAAACAUCUCGGUGACUUACACCUCAACAGAUGCUGCUGGAAAUACAGAUACAUGUACUUUCUACAUAUCUGUUACUGACAAUGAGAAUCCAGUCAUCAGUGGAUGCCCUAGUGAUCAAGAUGUCAACACAGACAGUGGUAAUGCUACAGCUGUAGUAACCUGGACACCACCUACAGCAACAGAUAACUCUGGUAACCAAACACUGACAUCCACUGCCAAUCUUGGCGAUUACUUUCCUAUUGGAAAUAACACAGUGAAUUAUGCAUCGACAGAUCCAUCAGGAAAUACAGAUGUAUGCACUUUCUAUGUCAUUGUCAUUGACAAUGAGAAUCCAGUCAUCAGUGAAUGUCCCAGUAAUCAGAAUGUUACCACAGACAUUGGUAAUGCUACAGCUGUAGUAAACUGGACACCACCUACAGCAACAGAUAACUCCGCUGACCAGACACUGAUAUCCACUGCCAAUCCUGGAGAUUACUUCCCCAUUGGAAACAACACAGUGAAUUACACAUCAACAGAUGCUGCUGAAAAUACAGAUACAUGUACUUUUUACAUAUCUGUUACUGACAAUGAAGAUCCAGUCAUCAGUGGAUGUCCAAGUAAUCAAGAUGUCAACACAGACAGUGGUAAUGCUACAGCUUUAGUUACCUGGACACCAACUACAGCAACAGAUAACUCUGGUAACCAGACACUGACGUCCACUGCUAAUCAUGGAGAUUACUUCCCUAUUGGAAACAACACAGUGACUUACACAUCAACAGAUGCUGCUGGAAAUACAGAACUCUGCACCUUUUAUGUGGAUGUAACUGAUCAUGAGACUCCUGUCAUCAGUGGAUGUCCAAGUGAUUCAAAUGUUACUGCAAACAUUGGUAAUGCUGCAGCUGUAGUAACCUGGACACCACCUACAGCAACAGAUAACUCUGGUAAUCAAACACUGACAUCCACUGCCAAUCCUGGAGAUUACUUCCCUAUUGGAAAUAACACAGUGAAUUAUACAUGGACAGAUCCAUCAGGAAAUACAGAUGUAUGCACUUUCUAUGUCAUUGUCAUUGACAAUGAGAAUCCAGUCAUCAGUGGAUGUCCCAGUGAACAGAAUGUUACCACAGACAUUGGUAAUGCUACAGCUGUAGUAAUCUGGACACCACCUACAGCAACAGAUAACUCUGGUAACCAGACACUGACAUCCACUGCCAAUCCUGGAGAUUACUUUCCUAUUGGAAACAACACAGUGACCUACACAUCAACAGAUGCAUCAGGAAAUACAGAUGUAUGCACUUUUUAUGUCGUUGUCAUUGACAAUGAGAAUCCAGUCAUCAGUGGAUGUCCCAGUGAUCAGAAUGUUACCACAGACAUUGGUAAUGCUACAGCUGUAGUAACCUGGACACCACCUAUAGCAACAGAUAACUCUGGUAACCAGACACUGACAUCCACUGCCAAUCCUGGAGAUUACUUCCCUAUUGGAAACAACUCCGUGACUUACUUUGCAACAGAUGUGGCUGGAAAUUCAGAAACAUGCACCUUCAUCAUAGUUGUUUCUGACAAUGAGAAUCCAGUCAUCAGUGAAUGUCCUAGUGAACAGAAUGUUACCACAGAGAGUGAUAAUGCUACAGCUGUAGUAACCUGGACACCACCUACAGCAACAGAUAACUCUGGUAAUCAAACACUGACAUCCACUGCCAAUCCUGGAGAUUACUUUCCUAUUGGAAACAACACAGUGAAUUAUACAUCGACAGAUCCAUCAGGAAAUACAGAUGUAUGCACUUUCUAUGUCAUUGUCAUUGACAAUGAGAAUCCAGUCAUCAGUGGAUGUCCCAGUGAACAGAAUGUUACCACAGACAUUGGUAAUGCUACAGCUGUAGUAAUCUGGACACCACCUACAGCAACAGAUAACUCUGGUAACCAGACACUGACAUCCACUGCCAAUCCUGGAGAUUACUUUCCUAUUGGAAACAACACAGUGACCUACACAUCAACAGAUGCAUCAGGAAAUACAGAUGUAUGCACUUUUUAUGUCGUUGUCAUUGACAAUGAGAAUCCAGUCAUCAGUGGAUGUCCCAGUGAUCAGAAUGUUACCACAGACAUUGGUAAUGCUACAGCUGUAGUAACCUGGACACCACCUAUAGCAACAGAUAACUCUGGUAACCAGACACUGACAUCCACUGCCAAUCCUGGAGAUUACUUCCCUAUUGGAAACAACACAGUGACCUACACAUCAACAGAUGCUUAUGAAAAUGUAGAACUAUGUUCUUUUAAUGUAGUCGUGAUAGACAGAGAAAAUGCCAUGAUAAGUGGCUGUCCAAGUACUCAGGAUGUCAACACAGACAUUGGUAAUGCUACAGCUGUAGUUACCUGGACAACUCCUACAGCAACUGAUAACUCUGGUAACCAGACACUGACAUCCACUGCCAAUCCUGGAGACUACUUCCCCAUAGGAAACAACUCCGUGACUUACUUUGCAACAGAUGUGGCUGGAAAUUCAGAAACAUGCACCUUCAUCAUAGUUGUUUCUGACAAUGAGAAUCCAGUCAUCAGUGGAUGUCCUAGUGAACAGAAUGUUACCACAGAGAGUGAUAAUAGCGCUACAGCUGUAGUAACCUGGACACCACCUACAGCAACAGAUAACUCUGGUAAUCAAACACUGACAUCCACUGCCAAUCCUGGAGAUUACUUUCCUAUUGGAAACAACACAGUGAAUUAUACAUCGACAGAUCCAUCAGGAAAUACAGAUGUAUGCACUUUCUAUGUCAUUGUCAUUGACAAUGAGAAUCCAGUCAUCAGUGGAUGUCCCAGUGAUCAGAAUGUUACCACAGACAUUGGUAAUGCUACAGCUGUAGUAACCUGGACACCACCUACAGCAACAGAUAACUCUGGUAACCAAACACUGACAUCCACUGCCAAUCCUGGAGAUUACUUUCUUAUUGGAAACAACACAGUUACUUACACAUCAACAGAUUCUGCUGUGAAUAUAGUAACAUGUACUUUUGAUGUAUUUGUUUCAGACAAUGAGAAUCCAGUCAUCAGUGGAUGUCCCAGUGAUCAGAAUGUUACCACAGACAUUGGUAAUGCUACAGCUGUAGUAAUCUGGACACCACCUACAGCAACAGAUAACUCUGGUAACCAGACACUGACAUCCACUGCCAAUCCUGGAGAUAACCUUCCUAUUGGAAACAACACAGUGACUUACACAUCAACAGAUUCUUAUGGAAAUGUAGAAAUAUGUUCUUUUCAUGUAGUUGUGAUAGAUUCAUGUGACUUGAAUCAUUUUUCAUGUGGCUUACCUGUGUGUUUGCCUAAUGAGUGGCUCUGUGAUGGUGUACCAGACUGUCCUGACAAAAGUGAUGAAAAUAAUUGUAGUAGUUUACCAGCUGUGGUUAACUCACCAACCUGUGGACUCACUCCAGUAAUCACAUCUCGGAUUGUUGGUGGGACUGAUGCCCGUUAUGGUCAGUGGCCUUGGAUUGCUUCUCUCUCCAUAAGGGUUAGAGACUUACCUUUUUAUCAUUUUUGUGGAGCUACUCUGAUAUCUGAUCAGUGGGCUAUGACAGCAGCACAUUGUGUGCACCCACCUGUAUUUGAGCUCAUUGCUGAUAAACUUCUUCUAGGUGACAUUGAUCUUUAUGGUUCUGCAGCUACCAGACAGUUAAUAGAUAUUGAAGGUGUUUAUGUACACCCAGCAUUCAAUGAGUUUGUUAUUGACUACGAUGUUGCGCUGAUCAAGCUUUCAGCACCAGUUCAGUUAGGAGAUUAUAUCAGUCCUGUCUGCUUAGAGACUUCUUCAGAAGAAAGCAGUUUAUACAGUCAAUGCAUUUCUAUUGGAUGGGGAUCCACUGUAAGCGGAGGGUCUUUAUCACCAUCACUGCAGGAGGCUACAUUUAAUCUCACAGAAAUUGAAGAAUGUAGAAACAUUACAGGCGAUGAUGAAUUGACUGAAAACCAUAUUUGUGCUUGGGACCCAAGAGGAGGGGUUUCAGUAUGUCAAGGUGAUUCAGGUAGCUCGCUUAUGUGUCAAGAGUACAGUGGAACUUGGAGAUUGGUUGGAAUUACAAGCUCUAAUUAUGGAUGUGCUGAUGCUAACAAUCCUGGAGUGAACAACUUACCUGACAUCUACACACGUGUGUCUAAACAUUGGGACUGGGUUAACUCUGUAAUAGAAGGAACACCCCUUUAUAGAUGUGAGGACAUCAUUUUUCCAUCGUGUACAGCAGUGUUACCAUAUAACAGAACCUAUUCUACCAGCCAGACUCCAUCUUAUGAGUUUAUAAUUGAUAAUUUGAAUGAGAUAGAGAACAAGACUUGUCAUAGAAACCUAGAAGCCCUAAUUUGCGGUAGCACUUUCAAGGAAUGCCAUGUAGAUGGCCCUGGUAGGGUACCAUGUAGACAGAUGUGUGAAGAGGUUAAAAUGGCAUGUUCUGCAGAGCUUCAAGUCUUUGGAUUAUAUUUGGACAGACUCUUACCAUGUGAUUUAUUUCCUGCAGGACCAAGUAACGACACAUUACUAUGUGAAUAUGGUGUGGACUAUUCCUGUGGAAAUACAAAUUUGAUAGUCUCAAGAACUGUGCCUGCAACAAUUACUAACCCUAGCUUCCCAUCAUAUGGAAAUGACCGCCAUAUCUGUACAUGGUUUGUAUCCGUCUCCGAUCCUACCAAUGUCCUCCUGAUAAAGUUUCUGACGGUCAACAUUGACUUUAUCGUAGGAACACUUCUGGUUGGAGAGGGUAGUGAUAGUGCCAAUUUGACUUCUGUGAUAUAUGAAGUGAGGACUAGUAGUACACCCAUCGAGACAGGACUAGGGUCAAUUUGGUUGUCAUACGCUUCCACAUUCUCUAGUAAAGGAUUUGAAUUACAGCUCUGGGCUGUCCAGUCAGGUUCUACAGAUUUCUGUAGCGACUCUAGUUCUGUAGCUUGUUCAUUCGGUUUUAGCUGUGUACCAGAGGAAUGGGUCUGUGAUGGGAUUGCUGAUUGUGAGAGUUUUGAAGAUGAGCUGAACUGUACUGUUCCUUUGAAUUGUCCUGAUGGUUAUAUGAGAUGUCAGAGUAAUGAGAAUUGCAUCCCAUCAUCAUGGCUAUGUGAUGAUUUCUAUGACUGUCUGGAUGACUCAGAUGAAGCAGACUGUCCUACAAUCCAAAGCUGUCCCUCAGAUGGUGUUCAAACUAUUCCUGCCUCGAUGCCCUUCUCCAUCAUGUCUGACAACUACCCUAUGAACUAUCCCAUCAAUUUUGAAUGCUUAUGGCUUCUCCGAGCUGAUGCUAACCAUUCUUUAGUCAUCGACAUCCUUGACUUCACAUUGGAAAGUGGAUAUGACUAUCUCUACAUUGGACUUGGUCACAAUCAAUCAAAUGAGAACUCUGUUGUCCUUGAGCUAACUGGAUCUAUAACUCCAACAAGAUAUUAUCUUGGAAUGAAGUUGUAUCUUCAAUUUUUAUCUGAUUCAUCUGUUUCACGAUCUGGGUUCUCAUUGAAUGUGACAUCCAUUCCAUUUGAAUUAACUGAAUCUUGUGAUAGAGACCAGAGAGUUCCAAUUGGAUCUGAAUGUGAUGGAAUCAUAGAUUGUUUUGAUAAUUCAGAUGAACUUGGAUGUGUUUCAAUCGAUGGAUCAUUUAUGAUAGCUGGUAUAUUUUCAUCUGAUCUGAAUGACCCCUCUACAGUACUAUACCAGAAUACAACUUCAAGCAUUAUCGAUGGUAUGGAUGCUGUCUUUGAAUCACUAGGACCUCUGUAUUUUGGAGCAACUGUCACAGGUUUCAGGAAUGGAAGCAUCACUACGCACUUCCAAGUUCAACUGAAUAGUUUGAUAGAAAGUAAUGACACCAAUCCUUUGAUGGCUACUCAACAACUGAUCAGUGAUUCUAUCAAGAAUGGAGUAAAGAAUGGGGUAUUUGGAGACUUGCCUGUCAUUAAUGGAUCUGUUGUUAUAUAUCAAGACUCAAGCUGUCCCUCAGAUGGUGUUCAAACUAUUCCUGCCUCGAUGCCUUACUACAUCAUUUCUGAAAACUACCCAAUGGACUAUGAUAAUAACCUGAACUGUUUGUGGCUUCUCCAAGCUGAUGCUAACCAUUCUUUAGUCAUUGACAUCCUUGACUUCACAUUGGAAAGUGGAUAUGACUAUCUCUACAUUGGACUUGGUCACAAUAAAUCAACUAAUAACUCUGUUGUCCUUGAGCUAACAGGAUCUAUGGCUCCUACAAGAUACUAUCUUGGAAUGAAGUCAUAUUUCCACUUUUUAUCUGAUUCAUCUGAUUCACGAUCUGGGUUCUUAUUGAAUGUGACAUCAAUUCCAUUUGAAUUAACUGAAUCUUGUGAUGCAGACCAGAGAGUUCUGGUAGGAUCUAGUUGUGAUGGAGUCAUAGAUUGUUUUGAUAAAUCAGAUGAACUUGGAUGUGACUCAAGCUGUCCCUCAGAUGGUGUUCAAACUAUUCCUGCCUCGAUGCCUUACAACAUCAUGUCUAAAAACUACCCAAUGGACUAUGAUAAUAACCUGAACUGUUUGUGGCUUCUCCAAGCUGAUGCUAACCAUUCUUUAGUCAUUGACAUCCUUGACUUCACAUUGGAAAGUGGAUAUGACUAUCUCUACAUUGGACUUGGUCACAAUCAAUCAAAUGAGAACUCUGUUGUCCUUGAGCUAACAGGAUCUAUAACUCCAACUAGAUACUAUCUUGGAAUGAAGUUGUAUCUUCAAUUUUUAUCUGAUUCAUUUGUUUCACGAUCUGGGUUCUCAUUGAAUGUGACAUCCAUUCCAUUUGAAUUAACUGAAUCAUGUGAUGCAGACCAGAGAGUUCUUGAAGGAUCUUAUUGUGAUGGAGUCAUGGAUUGUUUUGAUAAGUCAGAUGAAUUUGAAUGCGGUACAAGCUGUCCCUCUAACAAUAGUAUUCAGACUAUUCCUUCCUCGAUGCCUUACUCCAUCAUUUCUGACAACUACCCUUUUAAUUACAACAAUAAUUUUGAGUGUUUAUGGCUUCUCCAAGCUGCUGCUAACCAUUCUUUAGUCAUUGAUGUCUUGGUCUUCACAUUGGAAAGUGGAUAUGACUAUCUCUACAUUGGACUUGGUCACAACCAAUCAACUAAUAACUCUGUUGUCCUUGAGCUUACUGGAUCUAUAGCCCCAACGAGAUACUAUCUUGGAAUGAGGUCAUAUCUUCAAUUUGUAUCUGAUUCUUCUAUUUCACGGUCCGGUUUCUUAUUAAAAGUGGCAUCCAUUACAUUAGAAUUAACUGAAUCUUGUGACGCAGACCAGAGAGUUCCAGUAGGAUCUAAGUGUGAUGGAGUCAUGGAUUGUUUUGAUAAUUCAGAUGAACUUGGAUGUGCUAAUAUUUCACUCUCGGCUGGAGAAAUAUACAAUCUGACAUCACCUGGAUAUCCUUCCAACUAUGACAACAAUCUUAACCUGGUAUGGACCAUAUUAGCACCUUCAGAUUAUCGCAUCAUCAUCUAUGCAACAGACAUCAGCACGGAACCUAACUAUGAUUUUCUUUAUAUUGGCGAGGGAUUGACCUUUGACCUCAACAAUCUCUUAAUGGAGUUUACAGGGUCUUAUGAUAGGAGUUUACAAGUUCUUCUGCCUGGGAAUAAAGCUUUUAUCAGCUUCACUAGUGACUAUAGUACUACAAGACAGGGAUUCUUCCUUGAAAUAUCAACUUCUGAUCAACCAACCGGUGAUUGUGGGAAUUCUCUUAUGUCCUGUAACUCAUCAGAUGUCUGUAUUUCUGCCUCAGCGUUUUGCGAUAGUCUAUCUGAUUGCCUUAAUGAAGAUGAUGAGAUAAAUUGUGAUGCCAGCUGUCCGUCAGAUGGUCUUCAAACUAUUCCUGCAUCAACACCUUUAUCCAUCAUUUCUGACAACUACCCUAUAGCCUAUAGCAAUUUAAUCAAGUGCUUAUGGCUUCUCCAAGCUGAAGUUGACCAUUCCCUGGUGAUUGACAUCCUUGACUUCACAUUGGAAAGUGGAUAUGACUACCUCUACAUUGGACUUGGACACAAUCGAUUAGAUGAGAACUCUGUUGUCCUUGAGCUUACUGGAUCUGUAACUCCAACAAGGUACUAUCUUGGAAUGCAGACAUAUCUCUACUUUGUUACAGAUUCUACACGGACGCGAUCUGGGUUCUCAAUGAAUGUGACAUCAAUUCCAUUUGAAUUAACUGAAUCUUGUGAUGUAGACCAGAGAGUUCCAAUAGGAUCUGAUUGUGAUGGAGUAAUAGAUUGUUUUGAUAAUUCAGAUGAACUUGGAUGUGUUUCAAUCGAUGGAUCAUUUAUGAUAGCUGGUAUAUUUUCAUCUGAUCUGAAUGACCCCUCUACAGUACUAUACCAGAAUACAACUUCAAGCAUUAUCGAUGGUAUGGAUGCUGUCUUUGAAUCACUAGGACCUCUGUAUUUUGGAGCAACUGUCACAGGUUUCAGGAAUGGAAGCAUCACUACGCACUUCCAAGUUCAACUGAAUAGUUUGAUAGAAAGUAAUGACACCAAUCCUUUGAUGGCUACUCAACAACUGAUCAGUGAUUCUAUCAAGAAUGGAGUAAAGAAUGGGGUAUUUGGAGACUUGCCUGUCAUUAAUGGAUCUGUUGUUAUAUAUCAAGACUCAAGCUGUCCCUCAGAUGGUGUUCAAACUAUUCCUGCCUCGAUGCCUUACUACAUCAUUUCUGAAAACUACCCAAUGGACUAUGAUAAUAACCUGAACUGUUUGUGGCUUCUCCAAGCUGAUGCUAACCAUUCUUUAGUCAUUGACAUCCUUGACUUCACAUUGGAAAGUGGAUAUGACUAUCUCUACAUUGGACUUGGUCACAAUAAAUCAACUAAUAACUCUGUUGUCCUUGAGCUAACAGGAUCUAUGGCUCCUACAAGAUACUAUCUUGGAAUGAAGUCAUAUUUCCACUUUUUAUCUGAUUCAUCUGAUUCACGAUCUGGGUUCUUAUUGAAUGUGACAUCAAUUCCAUUUGAAUUAACUGAAUCUUGUGAUGCAGACCAGAGAGUUCUGGUAGGAUCUAGUUGUGAUGGAGUCAUAGAUUGUUUUGAUAAAUCAGAUGAACUUGGAUGUGACUCAAGCUGUCCCUCAGAUGGUGUUCAAACUAUUCCUGCCUCGAUGCCUUACAACAUCAUGUCUAAAAACUACCCAAUGGACUAUGAUAAUAACCUGAACUGUUUGUGGCUUCUCCAAGCUGAUGCUAACCAUUCUUUAGUCAUUGACAUCCUUGACUUCACAUUGGAAAGUGGAUAUGACUAUCUCUACAUUGGACUUGGUCACAAUCAAUCAAAUGAGAACUCUGUUGUCCUUGAGCUAACAGGAUCUAUAACUCCAACUAGAUACUAUCUUGGAAUGAAGUUGUAUCUUCAAUUUUUAUCUGAUUCAUUUGUUUCACGAUCUGGGUUCUCAUUGAAUGUGACAUCCAUUCCAUUUGAAUUAACUGAAUCAUGUGAUGCAGACCAGAGAGUUCUUGAAGGAUCUUAUUGUGAUGGAGUCAUGGAUUGUUUUGAUAAGUCAGAUGAAUUUGAAUGCGGUACAAGCUGUCCCUCUAACAAUAGUAUUCAGACUAUUCCUUCCUCGAUGCCUUACUCCAUCAUUUCUGACAACUACCCUUUUAAUUACAACAAUAAUCUUGAGUGUUUAUGGCUUCUCCAAGCUGCUGCUAACCAUUCUUUAGUCAUUGAUGUCUUGGUCUUCACAUUGGAAAGUGGAUAUGACUAUCUCUACAUUGGACUUGGUCACAACCAAUCAACUAAUAACUCUGUUGUCCUUGAGCUUACUGGAUCUAUAGCCCCAACGAGAUACUAUCUUGGAAUGAGGUCAUAUCUUCAAUUUGUAUCUGAUUCUUCUAUUUCACGGUCCGGUUUCUUAUUAAAAGUGGCAUCCAUUACAUUAGAAUUAUCUGAAUCUUGUGACGCAGACCAGAGAGUUCCAGUAGGAUCUAAGUGUGAUGGAGUCAUGGAUUGUUUUGAUAAUUCAGAUGAACUUGGAUGUGCUAAUAUUUCACUCUCGGCUGGAGAAAUAUACAAUCUGACAUCACCUGGAUAUCCUUCCAACUAUGACAACAAUCUUAACCUGGUAUGGACCAUAUUAGCACCUUCAGAUUAUCGCAUCAUCAUCUAUGCAACAGACAUCAGCACGGAACUUAACUAUGAUUUUCUUUAUAUUGGCGAGGGAUUGACCUUUGACCUCAACAAUCUCUUAAUGGAGUUUACAGGGUCUUAUGAUAGGAGUUUACAAGUUCUUCUGCCUGGGAAUAAAGCUUUUAUCAGCUUCACUAGUGACUAUAGUACUACAAGACAGGGAUUCUUCCUUGAAAUAUCAACUUCUGAUCAACCAGCCGGUGAUUGUGGGAAUUCUCUUAUGUCCUGUAACUCAUCAGAUGUCUGUAUUUCUGCCUCAGCGUUUUGCGAUAGUCUAUCUGAUUGCCUUAAUGAAGAUGAUGAGAUAAAUUGUGAUGCCAGCUGUCCGUCAGAUGGUCUUCAAACUAUUCCUGCAUCAACACCUUUAUCCAUCAUUUCUGACAACUACCCUAUAGCCUAUAGCAAUUUAAUCAAGUGCUUAUGGCUUCUCCAAGCUGAAGUUGACCAUUCCCUGGUGAUUGACAUCCUUGACUUCACAUUGGAAAGUGGAUAUGACUACCUCUACAUUGGACUUGGACACAAUCGAUUAGAUGAGAACUCUGUUGUCCUUGAGCUUACUGGAUCUGUAACUCCAACAAGGUACUAUCUUGGAAUGCAGACAUAUCUCUACUUUGUUACAGAUUCUACACGGACGCGAUCUGGGUUCUCAUUGAAUGUGACAUCAAUUCCAUUUGAAUUAACUGAAUCUUGUGAUGUAGACCAGAGAGUUCCAAUAGGAUCUGAUUGUGAUGGAGUAAUAGAUUGUUUUGAUAAUUCAGAUGAACUUGGAUGUGUUUCAAUCGAUGGAUCAUUUAUGAUAGCUGGUAUAUUUUCAUCUGAUCUGAAUGACCCCUCUACAGUACUAUACCAGAAUACAACUUCAAGCAUUAUCGAUGGUAUGGAUGCUGUCUUUGAAUCACUAGGACCUCUGUAUUUUGGAGCAACUGUCACAGGUUUCAGGAAUGGAAGCAUCACUACGCACUUCCAAGUUCAACUGAAUAGUUUGAUAGAAAGUAAUGACACCAAUCCUUUGAUGGCUACUCAACAACUGAUCAGUGAUUCUAUCAAGAAUGGAGUAAAGAAUGGGGUAUUUGGAGACUUGCCUGUCAUUAAUGGAUCUGUUGUUAUAUAUCAAGACUCAAGCUGUCCCUCAGAUGGUGUUCAAACUAUUCCUGCCUCGAUGCCUUACUACAUCAUUUCUGAAAACUACCCAAUGGACUAUGAUAAUAACCUGAACUGUUUGUGGCUCCUCCAAGCUGAUGCUAACCAUUCUUUAGUCAUUGACAUCCUUGACUUCACAUUGGAAAAUGGAUAUGACUAUCUCUACAUUGGACUUGGUCACAAUAAAUCAACUAAUAACUCUGUUGUCCUUGAGCUAACAGGAUCUAUGGCUCCUACAAGAUACUAUCUUGGAAUGAAGUCAUAUUUGCAAUUUUUAUCUGAUUCAUCUGAUUCACGAUCUGGGUUCUUAUUGAAUGUGACAUCAAUUCCAUUUGAAUUAACUGAAUCUUGUGAUGCAGACCAGAGAGUUCUGGUAGGAUCUAGUUGUGAUGGAGUCAUAGAUUGUUUUGAUAAAUCAGAUGAACUUGGAUGUGACUCAGGCUGUCCCACAGAUGGUGUUCAAACUAUUUCCGCCUUGAUGCCUUACAACAUCAUGUCUAAAAACUACCCAAUGGACUAUGAUAAUAACCUGAACUGUUUGUGGCUUCUCCAAGCUGAUGCUAACCAUUCUUUAGUCAUUGACAUCCUUGACUUCACAUUGGAAAGUGGAUAUGACUAUCUCUACAUUGGACUUGGUCACAAUCAAUCAAAUGAGAACUCUGUUGUCCUUGAGCUUACUGGAUCUAUAACUACAACAAGAUAUUAUCUUGGAAUGAAGUUGUAUCUUCAAUUUUUAUCUGAUUCAUCUGUUUCACGAUCUGGGUUCUCAUUGAAUGUGACAUCAAUUCCAUUUGAAUUAACUGAAUCAUGUGAUGCAGACCAGAGAGUUCUUGAAGGAUCUUAUUGUGAUGGAGUCAUGGAUUGUUUUGAUAAGUCAGAUGAAUUUGAAUGCGGUACAAGCUGCCCCUCUAACAAUAGUAUUCAGACUAUUCCUUCCUCGAUGCCUUACUCCAUCAUUUCUGACAACUACCCUUUUAAUUACAACAAUAAUUUUGAGUGUUUUUGGCUUCUCCAAGCUGCUGCUAACCAUUCUUUAGUCAUUGAUGUCUUGGUCUUCACAUUGGAAAGUGGAUAUGACUAUCUCUACAUUGGACUUGGUCACAACCAAUCAACUAAUAACUCUGUUGUCCUUGAGCUUACUGGAUCUAUAGCCCCAACGAGAUACUAUCUUGGAAUGAGGUCAUAUCUUCAAUUUGUAUCUGAUUCUUCUAUUUCACGGUCCGGUUUCUUAUUAAAAGUGGCAUCCAUUACAUUAGAAUUAACUGAAUCUUGUGACGCAGACCAGAGAGUUCUUGAAGGAUCUAAGUGUGAUGGAGUCAUAGAUUGUUUUGAUAAUUCAGAUGAAUUUGGAUGUGCUAAUAUUUCACUCUCGGCUGGAGAAAUAUACAAUCUGACAUCACCUGGAUAUCCUUCCACUUAUGACAACAAUCUUAACUUGGUAUGGACCAUAUUAGCACCUUCAGAUUAUCGCAUCAUCAUCUAUACAACAGACAUCAGCACGGAACUUGAAUAUGAUUUUCUUUAUAUUGGCGAAGGAUUGACCUUUGACCUCAACAAUCUCUUAAUGGAGUUUACAGGGUCUGAUGAUAGGAGUUUACAAGUUCUUCUGCCUGGGAAUAAAGCUUUUAUCAGCUUCACUAGUGACUAUAGUACUACAAGACAGGGAUUCUUCCUUGAAAUAUCAACUUCUGAUCAACCAGCCGGUGAUUGUGGGAAAUCUCUUAUGUCCUGUAACUCAUCAGAUGUCUGUAUUUCUGCCUCAGCGUUUUGCGAUAGUCUAUCUGAUUGCCUUAAUGAAGAUGAUGAGAUAAAUUGUGAUGCCAGCUGUCCGUCAGAUGGUCUUGAAACUAUUCCUGCAUCAACACCUUUAUCCAUCAUUUCUGACAACUACCCUAUAGCCUAUAGCAAUUUAAUCAAGUGCUUAUGGCUUCUCCAAGCUGAAGUUGACCAUUCCCUGGUGAUUGACAUCCUUGACUUCACAUUGGAAAGUGGAUAUGACUACCUCUACAUUGGACUUGGACACAAUCGAUUAGAUGAGAACUCUGUUGUCCUUGAGCUUACUGGAUCUGUAACUCCAACAAGGUACUAUCUUGGAAUGCAGACAUAUCUCUACUUUGUUACAGAUUCUACACGGACGCGAUCUGGGUUCUCAUUGAAUGUGACAUCAAUUCCAUUUGAAUUAACUGAAUCUUGUGAUGUAGACCAGAGAGUUCCAAUAGGAUCUGAUUGUGAUGGAGUAAUAGAUUGUUUUGAUAAUUCAGAUGAACUUGGAUGUGUUUCAAUCGAUGGAUCAUUUAUGAUAGCUGGUAUAUUUUCAUCUGAUCUGAAUGACCCCUCUACAGUACUAUACCAGAAUACAACUUCAAGCAUUAUCGAUGGUAUGGAUGCUGUCUUUGAAUCACUAGGACCUCUGUAUUUUGGAGCAACUGUCACAGGUUUCAGGAAUGGAAGCAUCACUACGCACUUCCAAGUUCAACUGAAUAGUUUGAUAGAAAGUAAUGACACCAAUCCUUUGAUGGCUACUCAACAACUGAUCAGUGAUUCUAUCAAGAAUGGAGUAAAGAAUGGGGUAUUUGGAGACUUGCCUGUCAUUAAUGGAUCUGUUGUUAUAUAUCAAGACUCAAGCUGUCCCUCAGAUGGUGUUCAAACUAUUCCUGCCUCGAUGCCUUACUACAUCAUUUCUGAAAACUACCCAAUGGACUAUGAUAAUAACCUGAACUGUUUGUGGCUUCUCCAAGCUGAUGCUAACCAUUCUUUAGUCAUUGACAUCCUUGACUUCACAUUGGAAAGUGGAUAUGACUAUCUCUACAUUGGACUUGGUCACAAUAAAUCAACUAAUAACUCUGUUGUCCUUGAGCUAACAGGAUCUAUGGCUCCUACAAGAUACUAUCUUGGAAUGAAGUCAUAUUUGCAAUUUUUAUCUGAUUCAUCUGAUUCACGAUCUGGGUUCUUAUUGAAUGUGACAUCAAUUCCAUUUGAAUUAACUGAAUCUUGUGAUGCAGACCAGAGAGUUCUGGUAGGAUCUAGUUGUGAUGGAGUCAUAGAUUGUUUUGAUAAGUCAGAUGAACUUGGAUGUGGCUGUCCCUCAGAUGGUGUUCAAACUAUUUCCACCUUGAUGCCUUACAACAUCAUGUCUAAAAACUACCCAAUGGACUAUGAUAAUAACCUGAACUGUUUGUGGCUUCUCCAAGCUGAUGCUAACCAUUCUUUAGUCAUUGACAUCCUUGACUUCACAUUGGAAAGUGGAUAUGACUAUCUCUACAUUGGACUUGGUCACAAUCAAUCAAAUGAGAACUCUGUUGUCCUUGAGCUAACAGGAUCUAUAACGCCAACUAGAUACUAUCUUGGAAUGAGGUCAUAUCUUCAAUUUGUAUCUGAUGUUUUGUUUACACGAUCUGGGUUCUCAUUGAAUGUGACAUCCAUUCCAUUUGAAUUAACUGAACCAUGUGAUGCAGACCAGAGAGUUAUUGAAGGAUCUUAUUGUGAUGGAGUCAUGGAUUGUUUUGAUAAGUCAGAUGAAUUUGAAUGUGGCACAAGCUGCCCCUCCAACAAUAGUAUUCAGACUAUUCCUUCCUCGAUGCCUUACUCCAUCAUUUCUGACAACUACCCUUUUAAUUACAACAAUAAUCUUGAGUGUUUAUGGCUUCUCCAAGCUGCUGCUAACCAUUCUUUAGUCAUUGAUGUCUUGGUCUUCACAUUGGAAAGUGGAUAUGACUAUCUCUACAUUGGACUUGGUCACAACCAAUCAACUAAUAACUCUGUUGUCCUUGAGCUUACUGGAUCUAUAGCCCCAACGAGAUACUAUCUUGGAAUGAGGUCAUAUCUUCAAUUUGUAUCUGAUUCUUCUAUUUCACGGUCCGGUUUCUUAUUGAAAGUGGCAUCCAUUACAUUAGAAUUAUCUGAAUCUUGUGACGCAGACCAGAGAGUUCCAGUAGGAUCUAAGUGUGAUGGAGUCAUGGAUUGUUUUGAUAAUUCAGAUGAACUUGGAUGUGCUAAUAUUUCACUCUCGGUUGGAGAAAUAUACAAUCUGACAUCACCUGGAUAUCCUUUCAACUAUGACAACAAUCUUAACCUGGUAUGGACCAUAUUAGCACCUUCAGAUUAUCGCAUCAUCAUAAACGCAACAAGCAUCAGCACAGAACUUGAAUAUGAUUUUCUAUAUAUUGGUGAGGGAUUGACCUUUGACCUCAACAAUCUCUUAAUGGAGUUUACAGGGUCUUAUGAUAGGAGUUUACAAGUUCUUCUGCCUGGGAAUAAAGCUUUUAUCAGCUUCACUAGUGACUAUAGUACUACAAGACAGGGAUUCUUCCUUGAAAUAUCAACUUCUGAUCAACCAGCCGGGAAUUGUGGGAAUUCUCUUAUCACCUGUAGCUCAUCAGAUGUCUGUAUUUCUGCCUCAGCUUUUUGUGAUGAAAUGUCUGCAUGCAUUAAUGGAGAUGAUGAGAUUAAUUGUGAUCCACGCUGUCCCUCAGAUGGUGUUCAAACUAUUCCUGCCUCGUUGCCUUACUACAUCCUUUCUGACAACUACCCAAUGGACUAUGAUAAUAACCUGAACUGUUUGUGGCUUCUCCAAGCUGAUGCUAACCAUUCUUUAGUCAUUGACAUCCUUGACUUCACAUUGGAAAGUGGCUAUGACUAUCUCUACAUUGGACUGGGUCACAAUCGAGCAAAUGAGAACUCUGCUGUCCUUGAGCUAACUGGAGUUCUAGCCCCAACAAGGUACUAUUUUGGAAUGCAGACAUAUCUGCACUUUGUCACAGAUUCUACACAGACGCGAUCUGGGUUUUCAUUGAAUAUCACAUCUAUUCCGUUUGAAUUAACUGAAUCUUGUGAUGCAGACCAGAGAGUUCUAGUGGGAUCUGAUUGUGAUGGAGUAAUAGAUUGUUUUGAUAAUUCAGAUGAACUUGGAUGUGUGUGCACAGAUGAACAGUUCCAAUGCUCAAAUGGUCUAUGCCGCCCUCUAUCAGACAUAUGUAACAGAGAAAUGGAUUGUGAUGAUUUUGAAGAUGAAGAGGACUGUCCACGCUGUGAGUCUAUUCAAGAGACUUCUUGCUCGAGUAUCCUCCCGUAUAAUCAGACGUACUAUCCAAGCAAUGUAGACAACCAAAUACUUGCACUUCAAAGCUUGAGUAUUCUAAUUAGUGCCACCAUGUGUCACCCUGAUGCACAUCUCUUCCUGUGUGCAUACCUCUUCCCUGAAUGCAUCCAUGAUGGACCAACGGCCAGGCCAUGUCAGAUGACUUGUCAAGCUGUUGAGAGUGCAUGCUUAUCUUCUUUUGAGAGUUUAACUGGUCUCCCAUGGUCAGUUAAUUGUGAGGAGUUUAGUGAUGAUAAUCCUCUCAAUAAUGGCUCUGAUGGUGUGCUCUGCAGAGGACCUGAAGGAGAUAUCACUGAUACGAUGAUCUGUGGCACUAGACCCGUGUUUAAUGAAAGAAUUGUUGGAGGUGUGGAUUCAGUGUUAGGAGAAUGGCCUUGGAUUGGAUCACUACAAAGGAGUGGUGCUGGUCAUCAGUGUGCAGCAUCCAUUAUCAGCAGAGAUUUGGCUAUCACUGCUGCACACUGUGUUGGAGUCUUUGAUUACAUCAACGUUGGUGUCAUUAGCAAAUCGACAAGCUCGCCCUAUCAACACAUAUCCUCUGUAGAUAUCAUAUCUCAUCCAGACUUUAUUAGAGGCAGUAGAGGUGAUGACAUUGCUGUUCUCAGACUUUUGGACCCCAUUCCUGAGUUCAACGAUUACGUCAGACCCAUCUGUCUGGCCACAGUUGAAGAUGAAAUCAAUAAUUAUAAGACAUGCUAUGUAGCAGGUUGGGGUGCAUUGGAAGAAGGUGGACCCAGUCCUGAUAUUCUUCAGGAUGCUAUUGUUGGUCUGAUAACAGAUGAAGACUGUGCCAGUUCUUAUACUUCAUUCAGCAGUGAGUCCAUGAUAUGUGCUGGUUAUUUAGCUGGUGGUGUGGAUACAUGCCAAGGCGAUAGUGGAGGUCCAUUGAUGUGUGAAGGUACUGAUGGUAGAUGGCAUCUUGUUGGUAUAACAAGUUUUGGUGAUGGAUGUGCACGUCCUGGCAGCCCUGGUGUAUACACCAGAGUAUCUCGCUACAUUGAUUUCAUCAGUACAGUUAUUGACAACGGAGAUCUAAGAUAGACCUAAUGUAUGUUACCAUCUCUAGCCUUCUCUUUGUCUCACUUGACAAAAUAGCGUUGCAUUGGAAAGCUGUUCAAAAUUAUAUUGGACACACCUUUUGUCAUGCUUCCUUUUGUUGGAUAAAUGGAUUCUUUAAGAGGUUGAUGAUUCUUUAGUCUAUGGCUUAUGGAUGUGAUUAAUAUUUUGUACAGUCAGUCUUUUUAAUUUUAUACAUGUACAGUAUUGUAUUCAUUAAGUAAUUGUGAUGAUGGGAUUUUUAAACUAAUCUAGUGUUGUUUUUUGUUCAUAUAUAGUCAUAUAUUACAUGAAAGUAUCAACUUCAACUAAUGAAAAUGAACUUGACCUGAAUAAGAAUAAUUUCAAAAUUUGUUAUACUAUCAUGCACAGAAUGGAAAUGUAUAUUCAUUUUUAGAUGCUACUAGAUGUAUAAAGAGUUUACCAAGUUUUUUGUAUUUAUCGCUAUUUUUUAAAUUAAAUUUUAUCUAUAUUUAAGCAUGUAUGAAUAAAAUUGAAUUGUAAUUCAUUUUUUUCUCUUGCACUUCUUUUUACUAUGCAUAAGUAGUAGCAAUGAAUUCAUCAUAAUUUUGAAAUUAAUCAUUGUCAUUAUUGGGGAUCUGCAUUAGUAUACUUAAUGUACAUAAUUAAUCAAGCACAAAUGAAUAAAGCAAGUUAUUCCCAAUUUACAUAAACAUAUUGUAAGUGAAAUAUAUUAAAGUUCUUGCCUACAUCUGUAGUGUCAUAAAAUAUCACUGAGAUUAUUGUUCUAUUUUCAAUUUGUCUUCAGACCCGUUUUAAAAUGACAAUCCUUGACAUCCUCAGAUUAACUUUUCCUUCCCUCUAUUAGCAAGAUGCAUGAUUUAACAUACUAAAUCCACAAUUGCUCCUUUUUUAAAUCUCCAAUGCUGAAUUAUUUUGGAACUCUACUAAGUUUUGUUGCUUGAUGCUUAAGGUUAUGUUAAGUUAGAUAACUAACACCCCCUACCCCUCUACACACACUCAUGGAGAUCAUAAAUGAAUGGAAUAAUUGUUAAGUCAUGUAUUAUUGAAUACAGCCAUUUAUGGAUCUGUAUUUAGGCAUACUGCAUUCUAUGACAGAAAAAAAUAUCUAUAAUGAGAUACUAGUCAUAUAUUUCUAGAUGUUUAAUCAUUAGGUGAUAAUCUUGAAGACAAUUUUUUCAUAAGGUCCUCACUAUUAUAAAUGGUCGAACAACAAACAUCUUGCAAAGUAACUUACCAAACCAGUCUCUUUAAUAACAGUUAUUGAUAAUUAUAUCGCCUUACGUUUACCUCUUGAAAUUCAUAUUUUAGAUGAGAGUAUUGAUCACUGUAUUAUUAUUGUAGAAUGUGAACAUUUGUUUUUUUUCAAGCAUUAUCGACUCUGCUUGAUUAUGCGGUUGUUUUUAAUUUUGCAAGUUUUACGCAGAACCCUUUUAAAAUUACGUGAAAGCUAUAUUUUAUUUUCAGUAAAAGUUUAGAUCUAUGAACAUA
This is a messenger RNA of Lytechinus pictus (painted urchin), 23477 nucleotides long. RefSeq lists its product as uncharacterized. The record is from RefSeq and is a predicted model, not a curated record. The transcript is spliced from 109 exons. NCBI's taxonomy places the organism in Eukaryota, Metazoa, Echinodermata, Echinoidea, Temnopleuroida, Toxopneustidae. The coding region runs from base 111 to 21989 and encodes 7292 amino acids. Gene Ontology annotation, biological process: proteolysis. Gene Ontology annotation, molecular function: protein binding; serine-type endopeptidase activity.